AUUAGUGAUUAUAAAAUUUUAUUUCAGAAAUUUUCUUUCAAAAAUUCUAUUCUGAAAAUAUUGUGAAAAGUUUCCAAAACAUGUAAUUAGGAAGUCACUUUUAUUUUGAAAAUUUUAUGGGAUGUGGGAAGAAAUUGUGGGGUGCAGGAAGUAAAAGACUGUAAGAUGAUGGGCACGGAGAACAUUUUCAACAUUGGGCCAGUGUCAGACUACGGGUAUUUGUUGGCCCAUCAAUUGAAUUCUAUUGGAAAAUAAAAAAGAAGAAGCGUGAAGUAUGGUGUGAGCAUGGAAAUGGAAUAUUGGAAUGUGGAAUUUGACGCCUUCGUUGAAGGAACCAAAUUCAUGAAACAAAGAAAGAAAGUUUCAUGAAUUGUAGUAUUUGUGUAUUCGUUGGAUGUUGAAAUUAAGGAGCACUCUCACCUCCUCAAGCAACAAACCCAGUCACCUGCACCUCAUUCUCAUCGAAUUAAACUUGAUUGAAAAGUACCGAGUUUGUGGAUUAGCUGUUAAUGACCGGUCAUGGAUGUUCCACUGCCACUGGAUAAAUUGGCUUUAAAUUUGAUUAAUAAUGAACCCGCCCCUGGAAACACUAGCAACAACAAGAUAUACGUAAUUCUGGUUGCAACUGGAAGCUUUAAUCCACCUACUUUCAUGCAUUUACGGAUGUUUGAGCUUGCGAGAGAUGCGUUGAAUUCAAACGGCUACUGUGUAAUUGGAGGUUACUUGUCUCCUGUGAAUGAUUCAUACAAGAAAAAGGGCCUAAUAUCUGCUAACCAUCGAAUACAAUUAUGCCAUUUAGCCUGCAAAAGUUCAGAUGUUGUAAUGGUUGAUCAAUGGGAGGCAAGUCAGAGCACGUAUCAACGCUCUUUAACUGUUCUCUCCAGAGUCUACAAUUCUGUUUGUGAGACAGGGUUGGUAUCCAGAGAAUCCCUCAAGGUCAUGCUUCUCUGUGGUUCUGAUCUCCUUCAUUCUUUUGGCAUUCCUGGAUUCUGGAUUCCUGACCAGGUUCAAUAUAUAAUGCAAAAUUACGGAGUAGUAUGCAUAGCAGAAGAGGACAAGACAUUCAGAAAAUUAUAUCUAAAUGAAUUUCUGAAUGAGAAUAGGUUAUAUCAAGUGGUGGAGGAACUUGUACCAAAUCAAAUCAGUUCAACCAGAGUAAGGUAUGCUAUGACCUUGAGGUUAUCAAUAAAAUACCUUACUGCGGAUGAAGUGAUUGACUAUAUCAGAGAGCAACAAUUAUACUUAAAUAAGAAGUAAUUGUUAUUGUUUUUCAUUACACUCUGUAUGACAUAUGGAUCUUUGCACGAGCCAUUUUCAAUGAAGAAAUAAUUUUGUAUUGUAAUUUGGGGAAAAAUAAAAUGACUAUAUUUAUAUAAUCAAUUGCAAGUACUCAGUCUGAACUGCGAGUGAAUAAGCCUUGUUAGUAUGACAAGCAAAUAUACAAUUCUGUAACUCAAGAUUAUUGUUAUAAUUUCCUACUUAUUUUU
Molecule: messenger RNA, 1487 nt
Organism: Vigna umbellata (rice bean)
Lineage: Eukaryota; Viridiplantae; Streptophyta; Magnoliopsida; Fabales; Fabaceae
Source: RefSeq, a predicted model, not a curated record